Molecule: messenger RNA, 1059 nt
Organism: Penicillium argentinense
Lineage: Eukaryota; Fungi; Ascomycota; Eurotiomycetes; Eurotiales; Aspergillaceae
Product: class I SAM-dependent methyltransferase
Exons: 3
Coding region: 1-1059 (352 amino acids)
Molecular function (GO): methyltransferase activity
Source: RefSeq, a predicted model, not a curated record
AUGUCCCAGCCAAACCCCAACGAGCGCAUUCAGGUCGAUACAAGUGACGAUGACUCGCUCUUCGACACAAAAUCCCUCGUGGGCUCCGAGCUCUCCUUCGCCUCGUCAGUCCGAGACUACUGCUACGAAAAUGGCCGACGCUACCACGCCUACCGACACGGGCAAUAUCCCUUCCCCAACGACGAGGAGGAACAAGACCGACUCGCAUUAAUGCACCACCUCUUCAAGCUGCUCAGCGGCGGCGAUCUAAACCGCGCACCUCUCCGCGACCGCACCAGCAGCCCCCGUCGCAUCCUCGACAUCGGCACCGGCACCGGCGAAUGGGCCCUCGAGAUGGCCGAGGACUUCCCGGGCGCCGACAUCAUCGGCACCGACCUCAGCCCCAUCCAACCGAACUGGGCCCCGCCCAACUGCCGCUUCUUCAUCGAUGACGCCGAGAGUGAUUGGACGUUUGCCCCGGGGGGGGCCUUUGAUUAUAUUCAUGCCCGGAGUCUAGGUGGUGGAAUUGGCGACUGGCCGCGGCUGCUGCGGCAGGCCUGGACGCAUCUCAAGCCGGGGGGUUGGUUUGAGGCGCAGGAGUUUGAGACUUGUGUGCUGUCAGACGACGGGACGCAUCACCGGGCCACGGCGAUCAUGGACUGGCAGGAUCGGUUGAGCCAGGCGAGUAAGCAGUUUGGAAAACCGGUGAACGUGGCACCUAUGAUCUAUGAUUGGAUGAUGGGCCAGGGGUUUGUCAAUGUUAUGGACGAUAUCUACAAGUGUCCCGUUGGUGGCUGGGCGAAAAAUCGACGGCUCAAGGAGAUCGGUCGCGUGGGCAAAAUAACCAUCCUCGAAGUUGUCGAACCAUACACACUCGCCCUCUUCACCCGCAUACUGGGUUUCACCUUCCAACAAGCGCAAGAGUAUAUGGAGAAAGUACGCGCUGAGCUGAUGAGCAGCAAGUUCCAUCUCUACUUGCGAUUCCAUUUCGUCUACGGACAGAAACCUCUGGACCACGCUACCACUGCGAAUGGGAAUGGAAAUGAAUACGAAUAUGAAAAUGGGAAUGGCCAGGCUUGA